Messenger RNA from Ailuropoda melanoleuca (giant panda), 1744 nucleotides. RefSeq names its product tumor suppressing subtransferable candidate 4 (gene TSSC4). The transcript has 2 exons. The record is from RefSeq and is a predicted model, not a curated record. Bases 534 to 1478 code for a protein of 314 amino acids. Lineage: Eukaryota; Metazoa; Chordata; Mammalia; Carnivora; Ursidae.
GGGAAGGAGAGCCGCUGUUUCCGGAGAGGGGAGUCUCGGAAGAAAAGUGAGGACGCAUGCGCAGGGGCUACGCGACCCGGCAGGCCGCGGGAGUAGCGGCCCAGUGCCUUGUGGGAGUCGUAGUUGUACUGGAGCGGAUGCCACGGCGCUGGUCCGGCGGAGGACUCGGUUUCCCAGAAGGCCGAGCGCGGCGCAAGAUGGAGCCAGCCGGGCGGCGCGGAUCCGCCCACUACAGUUGAGCCGCUGAACGGAGCCGGGACCAAGGCCACCACGCCUUUGCCAGCACUUCCCCCACCAGCACUGGACGCUGGAGUCAGCGUCCGCACAGACAUCCAUCAGACAAGGGAGGUGAGAGGGCUUUCAGGGGACGGGGAUCUCUGUCCCUCGUGUUGUAGGACAUAGUUUUUCCUGUGCAUCCUGCCACUGGCCCAGGGACAGUGGGUCUACAGGAGGGACCUAUCCUAAGUGACUGCGAUCCUCAGAAACGAACUUCUUGGGCCGUUCCAGUGUAGGUGUGGUGCGCCCUGGGACACAUGUCUGAGGCACGGGCAGGAGAGGCCCUGGAAGCUGAGCAAGGGACAGAGGACGACACUCUGCCUUCUGACACCGUCUCUCUCAGCGACUCAGACUCUGAUCUCAGCCCGCCUGUGGAGGCCCAGGGGGACUCAGACCCUGAUGAGCCCCUGUUGCCUUUGCGGGGCCUCCCCACAGCCUCGGUGCAGCCAUUCCACCUGAGGGGCACGAGCUCCACCUUCUCCUGGCGCAGCCACCACAUCUUUGACUGCCUGGAGGGCACAGCCAGGCAGGUUCCGCCAUCUGUGGCCCAGACUGACCCGGGUGACAAUGGGGGCUUCCUGCGGCCACCGGCACCCUCACGCCAGCCUCCAGGAGAGGGCCCAGGCAGGGCCAUUGAGAGCCCUGUCCCCCCGAAGUUGCCCCCGGUCCCUGACUAUGUGGCCCAUCCUGAGCGCUGGACCAAGUACAGCCUGGAAAGCGUGGCCGAGGUCAGCGAGCAGAGCAACCGGGCUGCUGCUCUGGCCUUCCUGGGCUCCCCGAACCUGGCUGCCCCCAGUGACUACGUGCCCUCUUUCAACCAGGAUCCUUCUAGCUGCGGGGAGGGGAGAGUUGUCUUCACCAAACCCACCCGAGCUGGCGAGGCCAGGCCUGAGAGGAAGAGGGCCCUGAGGAAGGCAGGAGAGCCAGGCAGGGGUGUGCCUGGGAACCUGGGUGCCGCAGGGGGUGAAGGCCCUGUGGAGCUGGCCCACCUGGCUGGGCCUGGGAGCCCGGAGGCUGAGGAGUGGAGCAGCCCCCAUGGGGGCCUUCAGGAAGUGGGCAUGCUGAAGGGGGCUACCCACGCUGGGUCAGCAGCAAGGCCCCCGGUGGUGGAGACUGUUGGCUUCCAUGGCAGCAGGAAGCGGAACAGAGACCAUUUCCGGAACAAGAACAGCAGCCCCGAGGCCCCAGGUGCUGAGAUCUGAGAGAAGAGACUGCCCGGCUGAUGUUCCCUGACUAGGCUGGCAGAGGAGGGCAGCCAGGGCCACUGGCCACUUGGGGUGGAGCGCGGCUUGGGGCCCAGCCCCUCGGGAAGGGAGCCAGCGGGCUGCCAAUGGGAGGUGCCAGCAGCCUGGGCUGGAGCUCAGUCAGGGUAGUGGUGUCUGAAGCAGAGAGCUUGCCAGUGGACAGCAAAAACCCGGGCCCACCACGUGCCCGUGGGGCAACAGUAAAGGUUUUGGGUAUUCCUCAG